UACGCUCUAGGGUCCCCAGGCUCGGUCAGCCAAGGAUCUUAUUCAUAUGUUAAUUAAUGUCUAUAAAUACCUACUACAACUUCGCCGUGCCAAAAGCACAUCUCCUAAGGGUUACAUAAUAAACACAAGGGCUUGUUUGCCUGUAUUGUGGGGAUUUUUUUUGUACCGGGGUCCGCCUGCCAUCUGCCACUUUGAAGGAUCAUAACGUAACUGUGGAAUACAAACGCAGCUUUCUGCACUGUGUGGGUGAAACCAACAUGGCCCCCUCAUCUAGACCCAACAAAAACGGAUCUAACAGGGGCGAGGACGAAUAUUAUGGAAUAAAGGGAGACAGAAAGGCAAGAAAGCCUUUGGUGGAAAAAAAGAGGCGAGCCCGCAUCAAUGAAAGUUUGCAAGAACUCCGUACACUUCUUGCAGACACAGAGUUCCAGUCAAAGAUGGAGAAUGCCGAAGUGCUGGAAAUGACCGUGAAGCGAGUUGAAAACAUCUUACAGAAAAGAGCCCAGGAGGUCGACACGGUGAACCGAGAAGCGAGCGAGAGGUUUGCAGCUGGCUAUAUCCAGUGUAUGCAUGAGGUGCACACAUUCGUGUCCAACUGCCCGGGAAUUGACGCCACGGUGGCUGCGGAGCUUCUCAACCACCUUCUGGAAAGCAUGCCUUUGAACGAUCAGGACCACUUCCAGGACAUAAUUGUGGAUUUAAUGUCGGACUCCAGUAACGGCAGCGCAUGGCCGGCCACUGAGGGGAUUUAUGCGGCGCUGGUGUCUCCUGGGGCUCGAAGUAUGUCCAGCAGCAGUCCGCUUGCCCUCUCGCCGGCUCCCUCCACCACAUCCAGCGAGGACCUCGGUUCUGAUCUGGAAGAAACCGAAAGUGAACAGAACCACAUAUCUCCCGAGGUCGUGGAGAACAGAGAGGUCCAAAACAUGCCCACAACGACCUAUACCAAAUAUAUGUGGAGACCGUGGUAGAAGUCAAACCCUUGUUUUUCCACGCUGACAUAGUUACUAACUGUGCUUGAGUCUACCCAAUGUACUUAGUCGGUUUUAGAUCUAAUUUCUGCAGUGCGGGUGUUUUUUUUUCCCUUCUGGUGAUGUUUUAAAGUACCCUGCACUGUUUCUUUCUGGAUCUUUGAUCAUUGAUCCCGGAAAGGCACCCGCCAUGUAAAUAUGUAUGUUUAGAGGGAUAAUCACGGAAAAAGCUCUUUUUAAAAGGAAAAAGGCAGAACCUUAAUAUUGGUUAUGUCUGUACACAUGUAAUCGACGUGAACUCUAAAGAUUAUAAGUAAACAUUUGGCUUUUUAAAUGUUCUAUGCUAGGGAUAAUGUGUCUUUGCAUCACCACGAUCAAUCUUCCAUAGCGGUGUUUCUCACUCAAGUAGGCACGAAUGUCUUCCUUCAGUGAAGGAAGGGCAGUUUACUCAGAUGUAAAUACUAAAUUGUGGUAGGGACUUUGUAUUAGAGCAGAUUUGUGCCUAUAAAUAGCACGUGAAAACACUGACUUGCAGUGAUUGUAUAUGUAGGUUUUUAUUAGUUUUGAUCGAUAAAUUAAGUUGUUCGAUAUAGGAUUAUUAUAAAGAAGAUUGAUAUUUGAAUGAGCUUAUUAUUGUUAUGUACGUCUUGUCUAAGUUCAGAGUCUCACUGUAUCUAUGUAUCACGUUCUACACACAACGUGGUUCUUUAAUGAAUCUAAUAUCUUGUUUUAAGUCUAUUAAACGUAAUUACACCCCGAA
This is a messenger RNA of Paramormyrops kingsleyae, 1728 nucleotides long. RefSeq names its product transcription cofactor HES-6-like. Gene Ontology annotation, biological process: regulation of DNA-templated transcription. NCBI's taxonomy places the organism in Eukaryota, Metazoa, Chordata, Actinopteri, Osteoglossiformes, Mormyridae. The record is from RefSeq and is a predicted model, not a curated record. Gene Ontology annotation, molecular function: protein dimerization activity; DNA binding.